Messenger RNA from Prunus armeniaca (apricot), 1104 nucleotides. NCBI's taxonomy places the organism in Eukaryota, Viridiplantae, Streptophyta, Magnoliopsida, Rosales, Rosaceae. The record is from the annotation of a GenBank genome assembly.
AUGCUGACUAACAUUGUGAAUUUUGUUAGUGCUUCUGCUAAGCGCCGUAAUGAGUUAAACUUAAUUCGAAAAACUGAACUCAAUGAGUUGUUGGAUUCUGGAGAACUUGAGACAGGUAAAGGACUUAAUCAAACUCGUACUUUGAAACGAGCUGGAGCAACUCGUUGGGGAUCUCAUUUUGCCUCUAUUACAAGUUUGAUGAGUCUAUUUAAAGAGACUAAAUUACUUCUUUUGGAAAUCAGUGAUCAUGGACCUAACCAACAGUUUCGUGGCGAUGCAGAGAGUAACUAUAUUGCUAUGAUGUCUUUUGAAUUUGUGUUUUCAUUGGUUUUGAUGGAGAAAAUUAUGGGAUUGACCAAUUUUCUUUGUCAAGCAUUUCAGACGAAAACUCAAGACAUUGUAAGUGCUUUAAAUUUUGUUGAGAACACAAAAAUGCAACUUGAAGAUAUGAGGGAAAAUGGUUGGGAUGAUUUUUUCAUGAGUGUGGUAUUAUUUUGUGAACUACAUUGUGUUGAUGUUCUUGAUAUAGGUGGUCGUUAUAUGACGGGCAUACGUCGUUCUUGCCAACAAAAAGAUUUUAUUACAAUUGAGCAUGCCUAUCGCAUUGAUGUAUUUAAUGAUGUUAUAGAUUGCAUGAUGAGGGAGUUAAAGGAUAGAUUUCCUGAGCAAACAGUUGAACUUCUUAUUCUUAGCUCAGCAUUGGAUUCGCGUAAUUCUUUCAUGUCAUUCAAUAUUGAGCAUAUAUGUAAACUUGCUCAGAAAUUCUAUCCUGCUGAUUUCCUUCCUCAUGAGUUGAAAGCUUUAGAAGUAGAGCUCAAAUAUUUUCAGAAUGAUAUAAAACGUCUUCCAUGCUUUAAGGAAAUCACUACUCUUCCUCAGUUGGUUCGGUUGGUGUUGACUCUUCCUAUUUCUACAGCAACAACGGAACGAGCUUUCUCAUGUAUGAGAAUUAUUAAGAAUCGACUUCGAAGCACCAUAAGUGAUGAAUUUCUUGGUGAUUGUAUGAUCCUCCACAUUGAAAGAGAGUUUGCCAAUGCUAUUGACAAUGCAUCCAUAAUUGAGGAAUUUAAGAGUUCUAAGCCUCGUAGGUUUUUGUAUUUGUAG